AUGUUGAUUUGGAUAUCGAGACCGUGGCGGAAGGAUGAAUGUACGGCAAAUCGAGCAGCCCAGGCUGCAGCGGUGGACGGGAGGAAUGGGGGCGGCGAUGGAAAGGAAGUCUAUGCGACACUAGAACAGGUGCCAAGCUGUCAAUCUACCGGCGAUGAGACCAAGGGAGCCGGGGAGCUCGUGGAGGACUCAGCUGGGCCGAGAGUACUGCAGCAAAAGCUCAUCUUGCAAGAUGCGCUGUAUGCGCUGCAUUAUGCAGGCUAUGUCCCGGAUCCGGCACUGUCGACCCAGCGAAGUUCAACGGGCUGCUAUGUUAUUGCAACCAGAGAUUACGUCGAGAAUCUCUGA
This is a messenger RNA of Penicillium bovifimosum, 348 nucleotides long. RefSeq names its product type I iterative polyketide synthase. The transcript is spliced from 3 exons. The coding region runs from base 1 to 348 and encodes 115 amino acids. The record is from RefSeq and is a predicted model, not a curated record. Lineage: Eukaryota; Fungi; Ascomycota; Eurotiomycetes; Eurotiales; Aspergillaceae.